CGCUCACCUGUGCAGACCUGCCUGCAUCUGUCCUGUCCUCACCUGCUCCUGUUUACAGUCGACUGAAAGUGACUUCUUCUUAGCAUAUUUAAACACGAUGCAGCUUGAAGCGUGUGAAUGUUGUUGUGUCCUUGGGGCCCUUCACACGUGACCUCAGCGGACAGGUAGAGCCAGUCAGACAGGUGAGCUCCUCAGAGGAGUUAAGAGCUAAACCUCACCUGCCCCAGACACCUGUCACAGGACCAGCGCACAGCAGAGCAGAGCAGCGCAGAUAAAGGAUAAUUGAUGUGUUACUGGUAGGAAAGAGUCAACCAUCAUCCUUCUCUACAAUCGUAGGAUUUUCCAGCGGCCAGUUCUGAGCUCUCUCCGUCGCGAUGAACAUCCCUGAGAAAGAGCGCAAACCGAAGAAGCCUCACUACAUCCCUCGUCCACCGGGCAAGCCCUUCAGAUACCAGUGCUUCCAGUGUCCCUUCACCUGCAACCAGAAAUCACACCUGUUCAACCACAUGAAGUACAACCUGUGCCACGUCUCCGUCUCCAUCAGCUCCGGCCGUGGCGGCUCAGCGCAGGAGGAUACAGACGAGCGCUCAAGCCCUGAUCCCUCACGUCCUCCAGCUCCGUCUUCAUCUCCAUCUCCAGACAUCUGUGAGGAAACCUCAUCUCCUGUGUUGAAGCCCGAGGUGCUCCGUCCUCACGGUCCUGGGUCGGUCUGGAGGCCUGCCGCCGCUCUCCAGAACGAGCCGCACCUGCCGGAGAGAGUGGAGGGUUUCCCCUAUCACCCGGGCUUUCAUCCCCACGCCGCUCCUACAGGUUUUCUCCCACUGUAUCCUCACUAUCAGCCAUACAUCUACGAGCCGUAUGUCCUCAGACCGUGUCCUCAGAUGUUGUUCCCGAUGGAGGAGUAUUUCAGGUACUACUACACGAUCCCGGCUCACAGCUACAUUCCGCCGGAGCAAGCGCUCCCCUCCCUGUACUCUGUGAUGGAUGUGGGCUCUGUGUAUGAUCCGUAUGCGCUCGUCGUGAAUCUGAAGGAGGUUCAGGUGAGUCCGCAGACGGGACGCUCCGCUGCCGGAUCACCUGACAGACCAGACCCUUCCCACAAUUCACAGCAGACACCGGAUGAGAGGGGUGCAGCACCAGCCAGCCAAUCAGAAGAGAGGGGCGGGGCCACACGAGCACAAGAGGACAGGAGUCUCCCAGAGAGGGCAUCACGUGCAUCCAGAGAGAUGGAGAGAGGGGGAAAUGACAGUAAAAAUGACAGAUUUGAUAAGGAUUCUUUGGUUCCUCUCAACCUCUCCAGGAGAGCCAGUCCUCUGAAUCUGUCUAUGACGACUACAUCAGACACCCAAUCACCCAGCGGCCUGAUGAAUGAGGGGAUUGUGGGUACAGUGACAUCACGAGAGGACGAUCAUUUACCUGUAGAGAAAACAGCCGCGUUCGCUCUCUGUCAGCUGGCUCAGUCCGGCGUUUCAAACCUGAGCAGAAACAUCAGUUACUCUGAUUCAAGUGUCUUUCAGGAGCAAGAAACAAAGCUUCUGACCUCAGUCCGAAGUCCAGCACCUGAUGUGAGCGAAGCAGCUUCCACUGACUCUAAAACAACUCCAGAUGUGAAAUCAGGUGUAGGUGUAGAAGACUCCGCCCCUUCCGUUGCCACUACAGAAGUCUCCGCCCCCUCAUCAAAUAUUCCACAUCAAACACGGACAAAAACACACGGAAAACACAACCUGAAGAGAAAACAGAUGAGCAGCCGAAGCAAACACAACCUGAGGAAGAGAAUUUGCCGUUCAACACAAAAAAAUAAAAUAAAUCCAGUAAAUGAGAGACUAUAACCAAUGAAGUUUAAAUAUUUCAGGGAAACUCAGCUCUUAUAAACUAUCAUGUGAAGCACAGAAUCAUAUUUAUUUAUACUUUUUUACUGUUAAAAUUAUUUUCCUUGCAUUGUUUUGAGGUUUUCUUACAUGCAAAAUAAAAAAUGGUGGAACUGG
Molecule: messenger RNA, 1985 nt
Organism: Onychostoma macrolepis
Lineage: Eukaryota; Metazoa; Chordata; Actinopteri; Cypriniformes; Cyprinidae
Product: zinc finger protein 750-like
Exons: 4
Coding region: 375-1829 (484 amino acids)
Biological process (GO): epidermis development; positive regulation of transcription by RNA polymerase II
Cellular component (GO): nucleus
Molecular function (GO): DNA-binding transcription activator activity, RNA polymerase II-specific; RNA polymerase II cis-regulatory region sequence-specific DNA binding; promoter-specific chromatin binding
Source: RefSeq, a predicted model, not a curated record